Messenger RNA from Engraulis encrasicolus (European anchovy), 2352 nucleotides. It is a transcript of the gene herpud2, whose product is annotated as HERPUD family member 2. The transcript has 9 exons. Gene Ontology annotation, molecular function: protein binding. Lineage: Eukaryota; Metazoa; Chordata; Actinopteri; Clupeiformes; Engraulidae. The coding region runs from base 324 to 1595 and encodes 423 amino acids. The record is from RefSeq and is a predicted model, not a curated record. Gene Ontology annotation, biological process: endoplasmic reticulum unfolded protein response.
CCGGUGAUACGCCCGACUCCAUUUUGCAAGAUAACAAGUAACUUGUUAUGGAUCCCCACCAAAACAAAGGGCUUAAAAACAAAAUCAGUGCCUAAUUGAGAUCCUGGAGUUUUCCACCUCCAACUUGACCGAACAACCAAGUGGACCCACAUCCAGCAGGAAAAUGAAUCUUCAAAAAGUGUAGGCCUAUAGCUCAGGAGGCAGGAGUUGGACUGAAGGCGACCAUGGCAGAGGUCUAAACAUCUGUGUAGAGCUCCUCAAAAGUUAAGGGCCUCGUCCCCUUCCAUGAAAAGCAGUGAGGGAGCUGACCACUAGCAUGAACCAUGGACCAAGGUGCAGUGGACAGUCCAGUCACGCUUGUCAUCAAAGCCCCUAACCAGAAAUAUGACGACCAGACCAUAAGCUGUUUCCUGAACUGGACUGUGGAGAAGUUGAAGAAACACAUCUCAGAUGUCUACCCCAGUAAGCCGUCUUCAAAGGAUCAAAGGCUGGUGUACUCUGGAAAGCUUCUGCAAGACCACCUGCAGCUGAGGGACGUUCUACGAAAGCAAGAUGAGUACCACAUGAUGCACCUGGUGUGUGCCAGUCACAGCCCCCCCGCUUCCCCCUGUGCCCACAGCAGUGCCCGCACCCCAGGGACGCCAGAGAAUUCUGACAGCUCCAGCUCCUCCUCCUCAGCUGGCUCACCCAAUCAGGAUGGAGCACCUGCCCCCAGUGCAGGAAGUAGUGACGGCCUGAGACACCGGGGCCCCUCCCAUGCCCAUGCUGUCAACCCAGCGCCCCCUGGCAUCAUGCCAGAUGGGUUCCAUUUCCCCAUGCCAGAAGGGGCUCACCUGCCGGCCCACCCCAUGUAUGCCCCUAUGCAGCUGCUGUGGUGGCAGCACAUGUACGCCCGCCACUACUACAUGCAGUACCAGGCAGCGUUGGCAGCCUCCCAGUCCCCCUUCGCCGCCCCGCCGACCCCCUCCACCAGUGCCACCACCGCGUCCCCAACUGCAACCCCGGCCCCGCAGGCCAACGAUGCCCCAGCCCCCGCUCCUCCUCCUGCUGCUGCUGCUGCUGCUGCCCCCCACCCCAACCCGGCGCCCGCCCCUGGGGAGCAGCCCCCGGCCAACCCCCCUAACAUCCAGAUGAACGCCCAGGGUGGGCCGGUGCUGAACGAGGACGAGCUGAACCGCGACUGGCUGGACUGGAUGUACACGGGCAUGCGCGCCGCCAUCCUGCUCAGCAUCGUCUACUUCUACUCCUCGCUCGGCCGCUUCGUCAUGGUCAUCGGCGCCAUGCUGCUGGUCUACCUGCACCAGGCUGGCUGGUUCCCCUUCCGCCAGGAGCAGAACGCAGGAGUAGGGGCAGGAGCAGGAGCAGGAGCAGCAGGCCCAGCCCAGGAGGACGCAGACCGCCACGAUAUGCAGGAGAUGGAGCGUCUGAUGGACGAGGGCGUGGAGGAGGAGGAGGGGGAGAGUGGCGAGGAGGGCCAGGAUGAAGGGGCUAACGGGGGCCCGCCACACCCCGGCUUCCUGGCCGCCGCAUGGUCCUUCAUCAGCACCUUCUUCACCUCGCUCAUCCCAGAGGGACCCCCUCACCCUGCCAACUAAGGGCGUGUGUGUGUGUGUGCGUGCAUGUGUGAGUGUGUGAGAGAAUGUUUACAUGCCACAUGUGGAUGUGCACAUAUACUGUAUGUGCAUAUAGCUGUGUGUGUGUGUGUGUGUGUGUGUGUGUGCGUGUGCGUGUGCGCGUGCGCGUGCGCGUGCGCGUGCGCGUGCGCGUGCGCGUGUGUGUGUGUGUGUGUGUGUGAGUGGUGGAAAGGCCUGUGCCGUGUAUAGUGGCGAAGAGUGGAAAGUUGCAAACGGAAUAAAACGAAAGGAAGAAUGCGAACGGAACAGUGGAAAGUUGCAAACGGAAUAAAGUGAUGUCACAAUAAACGAAAGAGGACCCACCCUCAGAGUCCUGCUUGUGCCACUUGUGGGCGGGUCCUAAAUGCUGCUUUUUAGUGUGAGUGCACAUCUCCCCAAACCUUCUGCGUUACUUAUUGAGCUGACACUUUAUUAUGGUUUUUAAUUUUGCUCUUAUUUUUAUUUGUUUCCUUUUUAAUCGUGUCAGAAGGUACCCUUCAGUGGACUGGCGAUGUCUGUGUCUUCCACAUUUUUCACAUGUUUGAUAAAAAAAGAGAAGUUGCUUAAAAGAGGACUAACAGACACAUUCUGACACAUGCAAGCAAAUAUGAGAACUGAUAUAUAUAUAUAUAUAUAUAUAUAUAUGUAUAUAUAUAUACAAGCUACGUACUGCAUAUUUAAACAAAUGGAUCUAACGACAAUAAGGUAUUGCUUUUUUGAUUAAUAAAAAAGCUUUGAC